GUCUCUGAAGUCGAGAAUAUCUAUCCAUGUUCGCCCAUCCAACAAGGCAUCCUGAUCAGUCAAACCAAAGAUCCUCAGACUUACCAGGUCUAUCAGGCCUGCGAGGUCAUUUCUCGGGAUCGUCCAGUAGAUGUAAACCGGCUUGCAUCUGCUUGGCAAGCAGUCGUUGCCAGACAUGCCAUCUUGCGAACCAUCUUCUUCGCGGCCAGCUCCAGUGUCGAUCCUUUCUACCAGGUGACACGAAAGCACUGGAAACCAGAGGUUCUAAGGACCGGUUGCCUUAGUCCAUAUGGUGUGAUCGCUGCAUUUAAGAAUCUUGGUCGACCGGAAUAUGCAGAGGGCCAUCCUCAACACCGACUGGCAUUUUGUGAAACAGCGACAAAGCAGAUAUAUCUCCAAUUCAACGUCAGCCAUGUGUUGUUGGAUGCACCCUCACUUCAGAUUGCUCUGCAGGAUCUGUUCCGUAUCUACGAUGAUAGCCCUUUCCAUGUUCCAGCGCCAUCAUACGACACCUACAUUUCAUUCCUGCAGGAGACACCGGCAAAUAAAUCUCUCACAUACUGGACUGACAGACUGAAAAAUGCUCCAUCGUCCAACUUCCCACGAUUGACAACUCGACCAUCAGAGAAGAGGCAAUUGAGACACGCUGUUGCAGAGUUUGACGAUGUCCAACAGGUCAAUGCCUUCAGGGACACUCAUGGCGUGAACGCUCCGAUUGCCAACAUCGAUGCCAUGGUUGGGCCGAUGAUCAACAUGACUGUCACUCGUAUUCAAUUGCAAGACGGAUUGUCUCUUGCAGAGGCUGCCAAAAAGGUACAGGAUGACAAUCUGGCCGCAUCCCACCAUCAGCGAACGUCACUUGGCGAGAUCCACCAUGCUCUGCAACUCGGUGGUCGACGCCUUUUCAACUCGACAGUCUCGUACAAACGGGAAUUAGUGGCCAAUCCAGCUGAUGCCUCUAGCCUCACAGCCAAGACCAUCUCUGCCGAGGAUCCUACUGAGUAUGAUGUGAAUGUCGAUGUCAUCGGAGGACGGAACAGACUCAGACUGUCUCUUCAAUAUGCAACUUCGCUCCUCGAUGACAGGUUAGCCCAUAGGGUGUUGGACAGUCUACAAUCCACUCUUCGAUUCCUCAUCCACAACGCCUCUUGCCAACUUCGCAACGUGGAAGUCAUUUCACCCACAGAUGUUGAAUUACUCCGACAGUGGAACAUGGUGAUACCAGAACCCAAGCACAGGAUGGUGCAUGAUCGCAUCGCAGAGAAGAACUGCCUGUCUCCAUCAUCUCCUGCCGUCACUUCAUGGGAUGGACAAUUGACCUACGCGGAUUUGAAUCAGCUCGCAGACAGAUUGGCAUGGCAAUUGACGAAGCUCGGCAUUCAUAAAGAAGUCAUGGUUGGUUUGUGCUUUGAAAAGUCCAUGUGGGCCAUUGUGUCAAUGCUCGCGGUCCUUCGAGCUGGAGGUGUCGUUGUGCCUUUGGGAAGCCAUCUUCCUCUGCAACGACUGCAGUUUAUUGUUGAAGACACUGCUGCGCCUGUUAUUCUAACAUCCAAGUCUCAUGCUGGUCAAUUCAAGAAGAUGUCAGAUCCUGCGCAUGUUCUGAUCAUCGACGAUGCCUUUAUUGCCGAACUGCCUCGAAAGGCCAGUCCCAUCGUCUCUCUCCCCUCCGGCCCCAGCAAUGCUGCUGCUGUCAUCUAUACGUCUGGCUCUACUGGCCAGCCCAAGGGAGUCGUCCUCACCCACCAGUCUUUGUCGACCAGCAUCGAGAAUCAUGGCCCAAAACUGAGAAUUGGUCCAAACACCAGAGCGGUGCAGUUCUCCGCGUACGUCUUUGAUCUUAGUUUGCUGGAUAUCUUCACCACUCUGCGAUUUGGAGGCUGUGUCUGUGUGAUAUCCGAAGAAGACCGCAUGGACAGCAAUUGCAUGGCCGCUGCGAUGGAGGCAAUGAGAGUCAAUUUGGCCGUGUUGACUCCCACUGUCGCUGCGCUUCUCCAGCCAGAGAGGGUGCCAUCAUUACGCACUCUCAUCCUGGCUGGUGAAAAGCUUCCUCCCACAGUGGUUGACAGAUGGUAUGGACAUGCUUCUAUGUUCAAUAGUUAUGGGCCGACAGAAUGCUCCAUUAUGUCUCACAUCAGCAGUCCGAUCGUCAACAAAGAGCGAUAUGGCAACGUUGGAAGGGCAGUUGUGGGCACGACAUGGGUUGUUGAUCCAGACAAUCACAACAAUCUGAUGCCAAUCGGUGCCGUGGGAGAGUUGCUCAUCGGAGGGCCUCUCCUCGCACGGGGAUACCUUCACAAUAUCCAACAAACAGCAGAGUCAUUCAUCUUCGACCCUGGUUUCGUCAAGAAGUACGGGUUUGCUGCUCCUGGAGGUCACAGACUGCGCAUGUACUGCACUGGCGAUUUGGUCAAGCAAGAUCCUCGUGAUGGUUCGAUUAUUCCUGUCGGACGAGUCGAUGAUCAGAUCAAGAUACACGGACAACGAGUGGAAUUCGGCGAGAUUGAAGAUGCAGUCAAGCAGAGCCUGUCUGUCCAGAACAUGGCUGCAUCAGUCUUCAAACCCGAAGGAAAAAACGACUUCCUGCUAGCUGUUGCCUUGGAGAUGCCAGAAAUAGCCGACACUACAUCUGUCUUGAUGCCUCUGUCUGAUCCUCCGCGUCAAUCUCUUCUGCAGCUAUCGUCUACUUUGACUGAUUUUCUACCUUCUUAUAUGGUCCCGUCAUUUUACAUUCCUAUGCGGAAACUCCCUCUAACUGCCUCUGGGAAAUUGGAUCGGAUCUCCCUUCGCCAGGUCUUGGAGGGUCUGGAUGAUGAUAAGCUGUCUUAUUACUUCCUAGCUGAUGAUGCAUCUCACGAUAUCCGUCCAGCCACGCGAGUCGAAACGAAAUUGCAAGAUCUGUGGGCUUCAAUCUUGCCCACCGUCAAGGAUAAGAUCAGCAUCAACGCUCAUUUCUUCCGCACUGGAGGUGAUUCCGUCAGUGCAAUGCGGUUGGUCAGUCUCGCCCAGAGAGCGAAUCCUCCAAUAGACCUUACGGUGGCUGACAUCUUCCAUCAUCCUGUUCUGUCUGCUAUGGCGAGUGUCGUCGAGACUAAUAUUGGUAGCUGCUGUGCUAUUGACGAUGAUCCAUUGCCAUUCGCUCUGUGGAAUGCUUCACAUGCACAGUCUGAUGCUCGGACUUCAAUUGCUGCUGAAUGCCAGGUUCCAGCUGAGGCAAUCGAGGAUAUCCAUCCAUGUAGCCCGUUGCAAGAAAGGCUCACAGCCAUCACUGCCCGGCAGGCACAGGCAUAUAUGGCCCAGUUCACCUUCCGCAUGGGUGACAAAAUCGAUACGGAUCGCUUCAGAAACGCAUGGCAGCAGAUCUUCGACAUCUGCUCUAUUCUGCGAACCCGUAUUGUUCAGGACCCACUAUCAGGAAAUUCCAUGCAAGUAGUGGUUCAACAGGAUAUUCCUUGGAUCGAUGUUGCGUCUGAGUUGAAGGCAUUCUUGGCUGACGACAUGGCAAAGCCAAUGGGCUUUGGUAACUGCCUGUCCAGGUUUGCCGUUGUUAGGAACUCAUCCGAGCGCUUCUUUGUCUGGACUGCUCAUCAUAGCAUCUACGAUAGAUAUACUGUGCAAAGGCUUCUUGAGGCCGUCUGGCGAGUUUAUCACAACCUCUCUGUCCCGUCAUUCGUGUCGUAUGCACGGUUCAUUCGACACCUGCAAAGCGUGAUGUCAACCGAAGAGACCAACCAAUACUGGCAGUCCCAAAUCCCACAACACACUCAAGCCAGUAGCUUCCCAUUCAUGCGACAAGGCGUCCAACUAUCUUCAUGUCGACGAUUUACCCAUAGUAUCAACUGCACUUCCGGUCAAGGCGAAAUCACCACGGCUACACUUCUUCGCAGUACCUGGGCACUUCUUCUAUCCAGCGAGACAGACAGUCAAAACGUAGUCUUCCCAACAACUCUUUCUGGCCGAUCAACUGCCAUUCCAGGCAUUCUGGACGUGAUGGGCCCGACAAUAACUAUUGUGCCGGUUCACAUCCAACUCGAUCGACAGCAGACGGUGUAUGACUAUCUCAAAAAGGUUCAGAAACAGGCCAUUGACAUGGUUCCUUUCGAGCACACUGGCCUGCAGAAUAUCGACCUGCCCUGUGAAUUGCAGCAUCCAUUCAUCUUUCAGGCGUCAGCCGACCAGCUCGAUCAAGUCUUUUCUGGCCUUGAGCCGUUGCCUGUUGAAGCACCCGAAUUCUAUGGCUGUCCUCUGGUGAUCGUAUGCAUCCCUCUCAACGGGUCUGAGAGUGGCAUCAACAUUAAUGUUCGAUUCGACCCGACCCUCCUCCCUGAUGUAAAGAUACAGAGUCUGCUAGAGCAGUUCGAGCAUGUCUUUGGUCAGCUCCAAAUUGUCGCCGCAACCAAAAAGAUGUCUCUUGUUGGUGAUAUCGAUCUUGUCAGUCCUCGAGAUAUCUCCCGUCUCCGUGAACUGAACAGCAACACCAAUCAGAUCACCGAUGACUGCAUCCAUAAGCUCGUCCACCAGAAGGUUCUUGCUCGUCCAGGGGCACCCGCCGUGUGUGCCUGCGAUGGCAGUUUCUCCUAUGGCCGUUUAUACAAUUUGUCUUCCAAGCUGGCACACCAUCUUGUCCAUAUAGGCGUCGGGCCUGAAGUCCCAGUGGCGUUGAUGUUUGAAAAGUCGCGAUGGGCCGUUGUCGCUGAACUGGCCAUUCUCAUCGCCGGUGGUGUGAUCGUUCCUCUCCAUCAUCAGAAUCCAGAGGGUCAGAUCCAGACCAUUCUCGAAGCAACCAAAACAACGAUCAUGCUGACUUCCUAUCGUAACCGACGAUUUCGCCAUCGCAUCCAGCAUACAUUGGUUGUCAAUGAACAACUCAUUGGAAGGCUUCCUCGCAAGCAAGGUUCGGCCUGUAUAACUGUCGGUUCCAAAAAUGCAGCCUUCAUCAUCUUCACGACCGGAAGUACCGGCGUUCCCAAGGGUGUUGUGCUUGAACACGGUUCUCUCGUCACCAGCAUGCAAGCCCAUGGCUCUCUCUAUGCAGGGUCUUCCAACCGAACCUUGCAGUUUGCUGCUUUCAACUUCGACGCCAGUAUUUCAGAGAUCUUCACCACGUUGAUCUUCGGUGGAUGCAUCUGUGUCCCUUCUGAGGAAGCCCGUCUCAAUGACUUGGCUGCUGCAAUCCAAAAAACGUCUGCCAACUAUGCCAUGCUAACACCGACCGUGGCUAGUCUGUUGAAGCCAGAGGAUGUCCCUUCAAUGAAGAAGAUUCUGUUCAUCGGUGAAGCUCUGCGCCAAGAGGUUGUGAAACGAUGGAUAAAUAGUUCUGCUGAGCUUCACAAUGGAUAUGGACUGACUGAAUGCUCUAUCCUGACCACCUUUAGUCCCCGCAUCACAGAUCCGAAGCAGGCUUCAACACUGGGCAGGGGACUGGAUACUUGCAAUACUUGGGUCGUGAAUGCGUCUGACUAUCAUCACUUAGUCCCAAUUGGAACAGUGGGUGAGCUACUCAUUGAAGGACCCUUCCUUGCUCGUGGUUAUCUCAAUGACGAGGAAAAAACAAAUGAUGCCUUUGUGACAGAUCCAGCAUGGUCUCAACGUGUUGGAGCAGGAAAAAGAAGACUUUAUCGAACUGGAGACCUGGUGCGGCAGAAUCCCGAUGGCUCCAUCGUGUAUAUGGGACGACGCGACACCCAGGCCAAGAUCAACGGGCAGCGAGUCGAGAUAGGUGAGAUUGAAUUCUGCAUCAAGUCGAAGUUGCCUCAGGUCGGCCAAGUGGCUGCUGGAAUGGUUGAAGUUGCAUCCUCAGGAAGCGGCAAAGUUCUUGCUGUGGCGAUGGAGAUGAACGGUCUAUCCAAGGAAAAGACAUCACUUUUGCCUCUCUCGGAUGAUCUACAACAAUCUUUCUCUGCGCUGCGAACUGCCCUCCACGAUGUCCUGCCAUCAUAUAUGGUCCCUCGUCUGUAUCUUCCUUUCUCGAAGCUGCCUUUGACCGAUUCAGGCAAACUGGAUCGCCGGGGAACAUGGACCAUCAUCCAAGAGACUCCCUCGUUGCAUGAAUACUUCCUCCAUGGCAAGAUCAAGAUCCCACCGUCUACCACAACUCAAGCCCAGCUGCACAAGCUGUGGGCAGACAUCCUCAAUAUCCCAGGUGACACACUUGGAAUCAAUGAUGACUUCUUCCGCUCGGGAGGGAAUUCGAUCACAGCCAUGCAGUUGGUCACCAAGGCUCGUGCUGAUACUCCUCGUCUUGCUCUGAAGAUGGCGGAUAUCUUCCAAUUUCCAGUUCUGUCUGAUAUGGCUGCCAACACAAAACAGCUGAAAAACGAACACCCAAUUAUUCCUGCUGUUCCAUACAAACCCUUCUCUGCCAUGGCUGAUGACGGCAAGUCUGUUGAUUCCCUCAAGCAAGCUCUUAUUCCCUUACUGUCAGCUCCCAAGAACAUGAGUAUCGUUGAUGCUGCCCCAACAACAGACACACAAGCACUCUUUGUGGUUGGAUCCCUGCGCAAGUCCCGAGAUGCUCUGGCUCAUCUCAGUAUCGACGGUGAAGGGCUGCCUGAUAUUCCUUGCUGGAAAGCUGCCUGUCUGGAAUUGACCAAUGGACAUGAAAUGCUGCGAACAUCGUAUGUCUACUACGAGAAGCGAUUGAUUCAGGUUGUUCAAGAGACUUAUCGGCCGUACAUUCCAGUCUUUGAGACUGGUAAUAUAACCAUUGAUGAAUUCACAAAGGAGCUCAUUGAACGAGAUAUGGGUCGCCGUCCUCAGUUGGGAAGACCAUUAGUGGAGUUUGCCAUUGUCACCUCGAGACAGUCCGGCUGUCAUCGUAUCAUCUUCCGCCUCAGCCAUGGCGAGUAUGAUCAGAUGGCGCUGUCGUACUAUCUGGAUACUCUGCAGGCCAUCUACAACAGCCAGUCCAUCGCACAGUAUCCGUCAUUCUGCAACUACAUCUUCCAGCUUCAACAACACAAUAAGGAGGACAGCCGGUCAUACUGGCGCUCUCUUUUACAACGAUCAUUUAUGCCCGUCAUUGGGACCAGAACAAACAAGGGAUUCCAAACUCCGGCCAAACUAAUUCAUCACAAAACUUCUAGAGCUUAUGCCACUGGAUCUCUCCCCAAAAGCAUCACUCCGUCAAUCGUUAUACAGGCAGCGUGGUCAUUGGUUCUCGCCUGUCAUGUCGGUCGCCCUGACAUUCUCUUCGGUGAAACGGUGUCUGACCGUCAUUUGGAUGAUCCUGUCAGUCAAAAAGCAGCUGGUCCUUGUGUCAACGUCAUUCCUGUCCGAGUCAAGUUCGACGAGUCGUUCACACUUGCCCAACUCUUCCAUUACCUGCAGGAGCAGCAUAUUGCCCGGCAGCCCCACGAGGCAUCGAGUCACCGUGACAUUCUUCGAUCCUGUCUCGCACGGCCAACGCCAUACUUUAGUUCCCGGUUGAACCAUCUCAACAAGAUACCGAAGUGGUCGCUGUCGAUGGGCGGCGUGGAUUAUCGUGUCUCAAUGGCCUCUCCCGAAAGCGCUCAAGACAUGCCUGAUAUCUCCAUCACGACUGCUUUGCAUGGGGAUUAUGUUGAGAUCAGCUUCGGGUAUCUGGAAGGCAUCGUGACCCCUGAGCUGGCCGACAAUCUCCUAUCU
Messenger RNA from Aspergillus wentii DTO 134E9, 7623 nucleotides. RefSeq lists its product as uncharacterized. The record is from RefSeq and is a predicted model, not a curated record. Gene Ontology annotation, biological process: secondary metabolite biosynthetic process; amino acid activation for nonribosomal peptide biosynthetic process. The transcript has 2 exons. NCBI's taxonomy places the organism in Eukaryota, Fungi, Ascomycota, Eurotiomycetes, Eurotiales, Aspergillaceae. Gene Ontology annotation, cellular component: cytoplasm. The annotation marks the transcript as partial. Gene Ontology annotation, molecular function: phosphopantetheine binding; catalytic activity.